AUGUCCGGCCCUCACGAGUCCCACCCCCCGUACACCUGGCCCUUUGACUUCACCGCCGGUGCGGAGCUCAUCGGGCUCGGCGUCGCGCUGAUACUGUAUGGCGCAAGUACCGGCCAGCUCUUGUGGUACUUCCGGAGGAGCGAGGGAGUGCACGCGACGGGGUUUCCGGCCUGCUACGUUGUGCUGCUAUGGCUGUUGGGAACGACUCAAGCGAUCAUUACCUCGUACCAGAUGGGAAAAUACACUGUCUCCGGGCGGGGUGAUCCCGAUGCCGUCUAUGGCUCCACGAAAACGUUUGCAACCUGCAUCGCGGUGUCGGUACUCACCAGUGGUAUGGUCCGAUUUGGGUACCUGUACAGGAUCUGGAGCUACACCCACAAUCGACUCUUGAUCGGUCUCGUUGUGGGCGUGAUCUUGUCGGCGCUUGCAAUGAUAUUGUCGCUCGUCGCCACCGCCUACAUAGCUCAAAUGAACUUUGUCUGGGAGAUAGGUAGGGGUAUUAACUGGACUUUCUACAUUUCGAACGGCGCGGAGAUAGUCGUUGACUUGAUGAUCGCCGUCAUCGUCUUCACCUCCCUCCUGCAGUUCCACACCGGACUCACUCGUUUCGACUUGCUGAUCCGGGCGAUCAUGGUUUUCGUCUUCAGCACAGGUGUCCUUGCAGUCUUCCUCACCGCUUGUAGCAUCAUCGUGUUCUCUCUGCUUCCGGGCGCGUUCCUGUUCAACGGCGCGCUCUGGGUUUUAUCCCAACUGCACAUAUGCUCGUUUUUCGCCGUGCUCAACAUCGAGAAGGAGCUCGCGAACGAGACGCUGAUCCACCUGGCGCGGGAUUCGCGCACGAGCGUCGCGGUCCAGCUCACGACGAGGGUCGACGUCGGCUCGUUCGCGGGCACGCAGCAGCUGUCGGUGGACUGCACCGACGACAACCGGUCGACGGACCUGUCGCUCGCGUCCACCGCCGUCACCUAUCCGCCGUCGACCUGCGGGCCCAAAGUGUGGGCGUCGACAAGCACGAUACGCAACGACUGA
Messenger RNA from Epithele typhae, 1029 nucleotides. RefSeq lists its product as uncharacterized. The transcript has 16 exons. The coding region runs from base 1 to 1029 and encodes 342 amino acids. The record is from RefSeq and is a predicted model, not a curated record. NCBI's taxonomy places the organism in Eukaryota, Fungi, Basidiomycota, Agaricomycetes, Polyporales, Epitheliaceae.